Molecule: messenger RNA, 738 nt
Organism: Phaeoacremonium minimum UCRPA7
Lineage: Eukaryota; Fungi; Ascomycota; Sordariomycetes; Togniniales; Togniniaceae
Product: putative alkbh6 protein
Exons: 1
Coding region: 1-738 (245 amino acids)
Source: RefSeq, a predicted model, not a curated record
AUGGCACUGCCUUCAUCGCUAGAGCAAGUGCGCAUCACUUCCCUGCCGCCCGACGCAUAUUACAUAUCCGACUUCAUCAGCGAAGAGGAAGAGCGAAUGAUACAGGAGAAGAUAAUCACAGCACCGAAGCCGCGAUGGACACAGCUCACACACCGACGACUCCAGACUUGGCCAUCAGCUCUGGUCCAGAAUACGCUGCUAGAGUCACCACUCCCACAAUGGCUCGAUGAGCCAGUGGUGUCCCGCCUGCUUUCAGUGCCGCUCUCUACGGACAAGCCCACCAUCAAUAUGUUCUCAUCAAGUCCCCACGCGCGGCCGAACCAUGUCCUUAUCAAUGAAUACCCUCCUGGAAUUGGAAUUAUGCCCCAUAAGGAUGGAAGUGCCUACCACCCGGUCGUCUGCACCGUGAGUCUUGGGGCCAGCCUAUGCCUCAACAUCUACAAAAGCAACGAGGACGGUGCCUUGGACCCAAAGCCAGCGUACAGGAUUCUCCAGGAACCUCGAAGCCUUCUAAUCACGACCCAGGAGCUCUACAAUGAUUACCUACACGGAAUCGCCGAUAUCGACGAAGACCUGGAUCUCUCCGAGAAGACUGUUGCAAAUUGGGCUCUUUUACGAUCCCCCGAGGACUACUCAAAUGGUCGGAAUGUCCGGCAAACAAGGACGAGUCUGACAUACCGUGAUGUGUUGAAGGUGUCAAAGCUGGGCAACAAGCUAGGCAAAUUCUUGAAGCGCUGA